This is a messenger RNA of Spinacia oleracea (spinach), 3178 nucleotides long. Its product is annotated as protein argonaute 4A. Lineage: Eukaryota; Viridiplantae; Streptophyta; Magnoliopsida; Caryophyllales; Amaranthaceae. Gene Ontology annotation, molecular function: RNA binding; protein binding. Bases 163 to 2967 code for a protein of 934 amino acids. The transcript has 23 exons. The record is from RefSeq and is a predicted model, not a curated record.
CCUCACUUCCCCAAUCCCCAUACGCUCUCACACACACUCCUCCACUCCUCUCCUCCUCCUCCCUUGUACCCCCUGAUUCCCUGAAGAGAGAGAAAUCCAGAAACAGAGCACCAUUCUCUCUCAUCUUAGGGUUUUCGCCGCUCCUUUUUCACCUCACUCAAAAUGGGCCUGGAAGAAGAAGAGACUAAUGGAGUUCCACUUCCUCCACCACCGCCAGUUAUUCCUCCGGGUGUUACUCUUGUUAAGGAAUCAGAACUUGAGUUGCCAAAGAGUUCAACAGCACCUAAAUCAGAACUUGAGUUGCCAAAGAGUGCACCAGCACCAAAGCGGUUUCCUAUGGCUCGGAAUGGUUUGGCAUCCAAGGGAACAAAGAUACAGCUGUUGACCAACCACUUUCAAGUCAAGAUGCCAAAUUCAGAUGGUUACUUCUACCAGUAUAGUGUUAAGAUGGCGUAUGAAGAUGGGACUGCUGUUGAAGCCAAAGGCAUAGGGAGAAGAGUAGUUGAUAAGUUACAUGAAACAUAUGAAUCUGAGCUUGGUGGGAAGCAAUUCGCCUAUGAUGGAGAGAAGACUUUGUUCACACUUGGAGGUCUUCCUCGUAACAAGCUAGAGUUUGAUGUUGUUGUGGAGGAUCAACAAUCUAGCAGAUCUGGUGGGAAGACUGGUAGCCCUGGUGGAAGGGGUGGUAGCCCUGGAGAAAAUGAAGAUCCUAAUGGUGAAAGGAAAAGGCUUAGGCGGCCACAAAGGUCCAAGACUUACAAGGUUGAGAUAACAUAUGCAACCAAGAUUCCAUUGCAAGCGAUAACUAAUGCAUUACGCGGACAAGAUUCUGAGCAUUUUCAAGAGGCAGUGAGAGUUCUUGAUAUCAUAUUGAGACAGCAUGCAGCUAGACAGGGCUGCCUUCUUGUCCGGCAGUCUUUCUUCCACAAUGAGCCACGAAACUUCGCUGACAUAGGUGGUGGAGUUCUUGGAUGCAGAGGAUUUCACUCAAGUUUCAGGGCUACCCAAGGCGGCCUCUCUCUGAAUAUUGAUGUGUCAACUACUAUGAUUGUUAGGCCUGGUCCUGUGGUGGACUUUCUCAUUGCAAAUCAAAGUGUUAAGGAUCCUUCACAGAUCGAUUGGAACAAGGCUAAGAAAACGCUCAAAAACCUGAGGAUGACUGCGCGGCCUUCUUCGAACUCGGAGUUUAAAAUCACUGGGCUGAGUGACAAAGUUUGUGGAGAGCAAACGUUUGAAUUCAGACAGAGAAAUGGUAAAGGAGAAGGCCAGAGUGUUGAGAUAACUGUCUAUGACUACUUUGUACAACACCGCAACAUAAAACUUCAAUAUUCUGGUGAUUUACCUUGUAUCAAUGUUGGGAAACCAAAGAAGCCUUCAUACUUUCCAAUUGAGUUAUGUGACUUGGUUUCGCUGCAACGAUAUACAAAGUCAUUGUCUGGAUUACAAAGAGCAAGCCUAGUUGAGAAAUCACGUCAGAAACCUCAGGAAAGGAUGAAAGUUCUGACUGAUGCUUUGAGGAGUAGCAACUAUGGGUCAGAUCCUUUGCUUAAUUCAUCUGGCAUUUCUAUCAAUACUCAAUUUGCUCGAGUUGAAGGGCGUGUCUUGCAACCACCCAAGCUAAGAGUUGGAAAUGGUGAAGAUUUCUGUCCUCGUAAUGGUCGAUGGAACUUCAAUAAUAAGGGAAUGUUUCAACCAGCAGAUGCUUUAGACAGGUGGAUAAUUGUCAACUUCUCUGCUCGCGUUGAUAUGAACAUGCUGUCCAGAGAUAUUGUCAAGUGUGGCCAGAGAAAAGGAAUGAAAAUAAGUGACCCGUUCGAAGUAUUCAGUGAAAGCCCUCAAGAUCGAAGAACACCAGCUCCUAUAAGGGUGGAAAAGAUGAUGGACACUGUCAAAAAUCGGCUCCCUGGUCCACCCCAGUUUAUUUUGUGCAUUCUUCCUGAGAGGAAAAAUUGUGAUGUUUAUGGCCCGUGGAAAAAGAAAAACCUUGCUGAUCUUGGUCUUGUAACCCAAUGCAUAGCUCCUACGAGGUUGAAUGAUCAGUAUCUUUCUAAUGUCCUGUUGAAAAUCAAUGCCAAGCUAGGGGGACUCAACUCUAUGUUGUCUGUUGAGUUUGCAAGAAACAUACCUUUAGUUUCGAAGGUUCCUACUGUAAUUAUUGGGAUGGAUGUCUCACAUGGAUCCCCUGGACGAGCUGAUGUCCCAUCUAUUGCAGCAGUUGUAGGCUCCAGGGGAUGGCCGUCUAUCUCUCGUUAUCGAGCAUCAGUGCGUACUCAGUCUCCCAAGGUUGAGAUAAUUGAUGGUCUGUUUAAGCCUGUGCCUGGAACUAAUCAAGAUGAUGGCAUGAUCAGGGAACUGUUGGUGGACUUUUUUCAGAGUUCUGGAAAGCAAAAACCACAGCACAUAAUCAUAUUCAGGGAUGGUGUCAGUGAAUCUCAGUUCAGUCAAGUCCUGAAUAUUGAACUGGAUCAGAUAAAAGAGGCUUGCAAGUUUUUAGAAGAGAAUUGGUUUCCAAAGUUUACACUGAUAGUUGCCCAGAAGAAUCAUCAUACGAAGUUUUUCCAGGAAAAAGCUCCAGACAAUGUUCCAGCUGGAACUGUGGUUGACAACAGCAUCUGCCAUCCUAAGAACAAUGAUUUCUACAUGUGUUCCCAUGCUGGAAUGAUAGGAACAACUCGGCCAACACAUUAUCAUGUUCUGCUUGAUGAGAUUGGUUUCUCAGCUGAUGAUUUGCAAGAUCUGGUUCAUUCGUUAUCCUAUGUCUAUCAGAGAAGCACAACAGCCAUCUCUGUGGUUGCUCCUGUAUGCUAUGCUCAUCUAGCAGCGAGUCAGGUCGGUCAGUUCAUGAAGUUUGAUGACUUCUCUGAUACUUCUUCGAGCCAAGGUGGUGUCACUUCUGUGGGUAUCGCGCAAGUUCCUCAACUUCCAAAGCUGCAUCAAAAAGUCAGCAGUUCCAUGUUCUUUUGUUGAACUUUUCUUAUUGCCUACUUUUUAAGCUGUUAUUGCCUUAGCACUUUUGGUGCUUGGAUCCCAAGCUAACUUAUUAAGUUAUUAUGUGUACAUAAGCUGUUGCUGAUACUCGAUGCCCCUGUCAUUCCUGAGCAAUUUUGGUUAUCUUGAAUAUUUUGUCUCCUGUUAUAUGCUCACAGCUAUUUAUAAAAGUUUUGGCUUUAUGACCUAA